AUGUCGCCAAUGGUAACAUGUGAAAUAUGUAAACAGAAAAUUGAAUCGAAAAAAGCAUUACUUUGUUCACGAUGCAAAAAAUAUUUUGAAUUUGACUGCACCGGUUACUCUGAAAAACUAUACUUGUUAAAAGACAUAGACUCGAGAAAAAAAUGGAUGUGCAAAAUAUGCAAAGAAAACUCAAAGCCAAGUAACACAGAGCCUUCUUUCGUUACAACGAGGAAAAAACCAUUUACGCCAGAAAUUGCCAAGAAAAACUCACCCGUCGUUACGCAAACGCCAAUACAGUCGACACCAAAAAACACAUCAUGCCAUUCUGAAGACUCACAUGUACUUACACUACAAAAUAUAUCUUUGGAUAACUCACCUUCAAUGUCAGACCAACUACUCUCAAGAAGUAUGUAUUGCACAGUUACAGACGCAAUCGAUGUUCAAGAAUUAAAAGAAACUAUUAACGGAUUACAAUUAGAAUUAGCUAGUACACAGGAGGAAUUGGAAAACUAUAUAUUAGAAAAUAACGCCCUUCGAGAUCAAAACUCUAAACUUCUAAAAGAAAAUAACGUCUUAAAAACGCUGUGCCAAUCUCCAAUACAAGAUAAUAGUAUAAUAAAAAGCACCAAGAAAAAAUCUAAGCCGUAUACGCAAUUAACUAAAGUCAGUUUACUCUCACCACCCAGUUCACCUACACAGAGACAGUCUCUUAUAACCGAUGAUCAGUUGAACCUGCAACGGCAAAUCACAGAGUUUCAACAAAAAUUGAGCGAUGUGCAAAUAGAAAUUGAAACCCUCAAUAAACAUAUUCACAAGUUAAAACUAAAAUUGCAUGACACGAAUUCAUCGCGUUCACCACCCUGUAAUAAAUUGACCCCUACACCUGCUAAGAAAAACGAUAACGGGAAAAGAAUAUUUAUCUACGGAUCACAACAGUGUGUUGGCCUAUCCUCAGCUCUAAUCCGAUCAAGAAAAAAUACUACGUAUGAAAAGUAUACAAUUACAUCUCAAACGAAGCCUGAUGCCCUGACUACAGAUAUUUUAAAAGACUGUCAUAACGUUGAUUUAACGCCCAAUGACAAACUAAUAUUAUGUAUUGGUGAAAAUGACUACGAUAUAAAAAUUUUGACAUCCCAACUUCGGAAAUUAUUAACUACUUUUAAAAAUAAUGACAUACUCUUGUUAAAUGUAUUUAAAAAUAAGUAUAUUAAUAUAUAUGCCUUAAAUAAUAGUAUACUAAAAAUAUGUAAUGAAUUUAAAAGAUGCCAUUUUGUGACAUGUACAAAUGAAACUAUUUUUGACAUGUGUAAUUCAAUUAAUUUUCUUAUUGACUAUAUUGACUACGAAAAAAAGUAUCUGGAUGUACGUGAAAUAAAAAAGUUGAUAGGACGUGACAAUAAUCCAAUGACACAAAAAACUGGAGUAAACAUAUAUCCUAAAGGAACAAUUCCUUAUUAUUUUAAACGUCAAUCCACAUUUACUACUACUACUAAAACCGAGGUAAAAAAACCCAAACCCAAGUAUCUUAUUACUGACUUCUUUCCUAUAGAUAAUAAGAAAAAUUUUUUUCGAGUCCCAAACAUAUAA
This is a messenger RNA of Parnassius mnemosyne (clouded apollo), 1578 nucleotides long. The record is from the annotation of a GenBank genome assembly. NCBI's taxonomy places the organism in Eukaryota, Metazoa, Arthropoda, Insecta, Lepidoptera, Papilionidae.